UAGCUCGCUCUCCCUCCCCUCUCGCUCUCCCUCCCCUCUCGCUCUCUCACUCUCUGGCUCUCAUUCGUGGAGCUGCUGCACGUCGGCCAGUCUCCCGGGUCCGGCUUCACUGCAGUGUGGAGGGGGGCGGGGAGGACAGAAGAGGCAGGGCUCUCCAUCUCCGUGUGAUGCGCUGAGAAAAUGGUGCACCAGGAGAAACGCGUUUACCAGGCCCAGCGCAAUGAGAGAGAGUGCAUCAGGCAGAAACUCGCCCUUGGCAGUUUCUAUGACGACGAGCCAGUCAUCUACCCCAGCAAAAACGCCCAAUCCUCCCGGCUACAGGGUGGGCUGAACCUGCAGGUGUGUUUACUCAACGACAGCAGCAGCAGCGACAAGGACAGCGAUGCUGAGGACAGCAGGACGGAGACCAGCCUGGAUACACCCCUCUCACCACUGAGCAAGCAGAGCUCGUCCCUGUCUGACCGGGACACUGGGGAGGAGGACUCUGACCUGGGCGCCCUGGACGACUGCGGCGGGUUCUGGCAGGUCCAGCGGAGGCUCCAGGAAGAGGCCCAGGUGGCGCUGGCCCUGGCCCGGCCCAUGGCCCGCAUGCAAGUGGAGGUGGAGAGGCAGAUCCAGCAGCACCGGCGCUCGCCUGUGGCUGACUUGCUGCCCCACCUUCCCCAUAUAAGUGAGGGCUUGAUGAAGAGGAACCUCAGGAGAGGAGACAUGAGGGACAUGAGUCUUGGGCAGCUGCAAGUCAUCACAAACGACCUGCACUCCCAGAUACAGGCCUUCAACCAGGAGCUGGUGCAGCUGCUGCUGAUCCGGGACGAGCUGCAUGUGGAGCAAGAUGCCAUGCUGGUGGACAUAGAAGACCUGACCAGACACGCCCACACCCAGCAGCGACACAUGGCCGAGAGAGCUGCUUCCAAGUAACCCACCACCCAUCGUCCAGGCCUGCCCCGCACCAACCCUACCACCACCACCUGCCAACCAUCACAACCUCCAACCGCCCCCCACCAUCACUACCACCACCACCACCACCACCACGCAGCACACCUGAAGAAAGCCCUUCUGUACUGACUGUGUCUGGAAUAUAAAUGCAUCACAGACACACAGCCACGGGCAUACUCACAUCGCCUACCCCACACGGACGCUGAACCUCACCGAGGAAAUGUGACUCAUCGUUAUGUUAUGAGGUAAAAGGGGAGAGGCUGAACCAGAGAAUCUAUAAAGGGAAGGACUGUUGCAUUAGGUAGAAUUAGUUGAGUAAGUAUUUAAACUCCUCCAUACGUUCAACGGGACACAAGUUUGGCUAGGCCAAAUCAAAAGAUCUAAAUCUUUAGUGUCCCCCAGUUGAAAUUGUAAAAGGGGCACACAAUCAGUACCGUAUACAUGUAGCAGGUAGCAUAAAACGAUAAGGAGGGACAAGACAAGAAGCCCCACAUACAGUUAGUACUAUGAUACAAUAUUGUCCAGAAAGGGCCUAUAUCAUUGCCAGUAGUCAACAGUUUAAUCAAUUAAUUGCAUCAGGGAUAAAGGAGUUCCUGUUCCUUUAUGUAAUCCCCCUUGCCCCAUCUCGCUGCCUCUUGCCACGGCACUAGUGACAAAAAAAAUUUUUCUUAACGGAUGAGUCAGAGGAGUCUGAUGGAGCUGCUAUCAGCCAUAUUUACUUGCCCCACAAUUACAGAUGGACAUAUAAUGGAGGUCUCAACAUUGUGCAUAUUUGGCCAGUUUUUAACAUUACACAGCGAAAGAUGAGAUAUAUAUAUAUAUAUAUAUAUAUAUAUAUAUAUAUAUAUAUAUAUAUAUAUAUAGAGGGAGAGAGAAUUCUAUAAUGAUAUAUAUAUACACACAAAGACUAUGCCUGGUUGUAUUGUACUGUUCAUUAGUGUUUUCACAUUCGUUCUCAGCUUUGUAAAGAAGUUACAUGUUGCCUUUUCUAUUGUAAAGGAUUCCUUGUCAAAUGUACUGUUUGACGUUUUUGUGAACAAAUCAAAUAUAUAAAUGUUUUCAAUUCUAUCUUCUAUGCUGACUACCAGUAUCAAGUUUGACUCCACUGAAUGUGGUGUUGUGACCCUGAGAUUGAGUUGUAGUACAGGCUUAACUAGGACCGAAAGAGAAGUGGUUUGUGUUCCUUUACUGUUUACUACAUCAAGUUUCGUUCACACUUGCCACACCUUUUCAUGUUACUUUAAGGGGGCAGUCAACCCAUCUAAGCUCCGGUUGGGUGGGUGGAACACAGUAAUAACAAAUGUUGCUAGACUUUCCAACACAAAAUGUGCAGGCCUACUGAGAUUUAGGCCCCAUCUACACAGAGCCGAUUUUUGGUGAAACCACAUAAGUCUUGUGUGUUCGGCUGACCGUCCAGAUGGAUCCGGUGCCCGAAAACACACUUUUCGGAAACCAGGUCCCAGGUUUGAUUCAAAUAAAAACGGACCUAUGCGGUUUCGUGUUCAUUCACACUA
Messenger RNA from Gadus morhua (Atlantic cod), 2450 nucleotides. Its product is annotated as SCHIP-1 domain-containing protein. The record is from RefSeq and is a predicted model, not a curated record. Gene Ontology annotation, cellular component: cell junction; plasma membrane. NCBI's taxonomy places the organism in Eukaryota, Metazoa, Chordata, Actinopteri, Gadiformes, Gadidae. The coding region runs from base 181 to 918 and encodes 245 amino acids. Gene Ontology annotation, biological process: positive regulation of hippo signaling. The transcript is spliced from 7 exons.